AAAAUAUGAAAAUGAGUUAUUGAUUCUAUAAUCCAGGUGUCGAGAUAGACGCAAACAUAAUGAUGAUAAUGAUGAAAAAGAGUAUAGUGUAUGCAGCAAUGCAACGCCAGAAAAACGUAAGGAUUCUUCAGUCAACGGUCAAACAUACUGAAAAUGUUGAUUCAUCACUUUUGUCCCAUUGCAACCAAUUCCAGAAAAAAGAAAAAAGAAAAGAAAAAAAAAAUCCCCAUUCAAUUCGUCAACAGGAUCUCCCCUUCCCGCCAUUUCCCAGAGUUUGGUAUUUAUAUCCACAUUCCCAUCCCUUUCGUCUAAAAUCCUUUCUUGAUUCAUUCAAUGACCAAGCUGGAGUCUCUGCGCCGAUUCCUGAUCCCUUGCAUCGGAAACUCCCGCACCUCCCCGAGCCCCCCUCCCGCCGCCAAGAAACGGCUCAGCACCUCCCUCCGCGACGAUCUCGACGAGAAGCAGCACUACCCCAGCCUGAUCCAAGCACAGCCACAAGAAGCAGAACCCCCGUCGUGCUGCUCCUCCCCGGCGACCCCGGCGGCCAAUCUGGCCCCGCCGCGGCCGUCGAGAACGAUGGUGAUCGGCACCAUCUUCGGGCACGGGAGGGGCGGGCACGUGUGGUUCUGCGUGCAGCAGGACCGCCUCACGACGAAGCCCGCCCUCCUCCUGGAGCUCUCCAUCCCGACAUCGGGCCUCAUCCAGGAGAUGCAGUGCGGCCUCGUCCGGAUGGCGCUCGAGUUCAACGCGGCCGAGUCGGACGACCCGGAGCUGGGGCGGUGUCCGCUGCGGUCGGUGCCUCUGUGGACGCUCUUCUGCAACGGGAGGAAGCUCGGCUUUGCGGUGCGCCGGAAGCCCACGCAGCAGACCAAGAUCAUGCUCAAGACCAUGCAGAACAUCACCGUCGGGGCCGGCGUCAUCCCUUGCAAAUUCCACGACGAGAAGGAGGUUAUGUACAUGCGGGCUAACUACGAGUGCGUUUUGGGGAGCGCUGAUUCAGAGUCUUUCCACUUGAUCAACCCGGAUCAGCUUCCCGGUCAAGAACUCAGUGUUUUCUUGCUACGAACAAGAUAA
Messenger RNA from Salvia hispanica, 1074 nucleotides. RefSeq names its product MIZU-KUSSEI-like protein (Protein of unknown function, DUF617). Gene Ontology annotation, biological process: hydrotropism. The record is from RefSeq and is a predicted model, not a curated record. NCBI's taxonomy places the organism in Eukaryota, Viridiplantae, Streptophyta, Magnoliopsida, Lamiales, Lamiaceae.